Mycena indigotica is the source of this 1398-nucleotide messenger RNA. RefSeq names its product F-box domain-containing protein. The coding region runs from base 1 to 1398 and encodes 465 amino acids. Lineage: Eukaryota; Fungi; Basidiomycota; Agaricomycetes; Agaricales; Mycenaceae. Gene Ontology annotation, molecular function: protein binding. The record is from RefSeq and is a predicted model, not a curated record. The transcript has 3 exons.
AUGCGCGUCAACGACCGACUUCCGAACGAGCUCUGGCUCGAAGUCUUGCAGGCCCUCCCACGUGCCGACUUGCGCUCUGUCGCGGCAUCCAACCGCAAGCUGCUACGUCUCGCCCGCAGUCUUCUCUUCCGCCACGUCAGCCUGCGAUUCUGCAACCCCACCCCGGGCUAUAAUCGCCGGGGACUGGUGUCACACAUCCCCGACCCGCACAGCCUCGCUAAGAUCGAGCUGUUUACGGCGCCUGAGAUCGCAGGUUGCAUGCGUAGCGCGUCGCUAAGCUGCAUACGACUCGAACACCAUCAGAGGCACCGGCCUGUGCGGCGCAUAGCGGAGUCGGAUGGGCAGACAUGUGGCCACUUCAUGGCCCUAUUUCUUGAGCUUUCCGACCACUUUGUAAACCUGCGCCGCCUCAACUUGUACCGACUCGCGCUUGACGCUCCCGCGUACCAUGCCAUUACACGCCUGCCCUCGUUAAAGCAGCUCGUCAUCCACUGGGCCAAUCUAUAUGGCGGCGAUGAGGUGCCUACGGAGAAGCUGGCGAUAACAUGCUUUGGCUACUACGGCGACCAGACUCUCGACGCGCAUCUGCGUCUGAUCGACACUUCGCAACUACACACUGUGUAUAUCGGUAACGAGUUCUACACCUUCAAGCUCGGGGGCCUGGCAGGUCUGGGCUGCCUCAAGUGCCUCGCCAUCAACAGCGACGCCUUGGACAACGACCUCGGCGAGCAUGACCUUUCUCAGCUCACACCAGACACGUUCCCAUGUCUGCAAGCCUUUUCCGGCCCGUUGGACAUCGCACUGCCUUUCAUUGACUGCUGUCAGCUUGAGCGGCUCUUCAUCGACGAGAUUUUGGACACAUCUCUCCGGGACCUGUGCGCCAUCCCUCCCGACAAGGCCGCGCGCAUCACGACGCUGGGCCUCAGCCACAUACUGCUGGACCACGAUGUGCUCUCCCAGGUUGUCACGGCGCUUCCGCGUCUAGCCUUUCUCGCCAUCAAUGCCUGCGGCUACGACGAUGAACUUCACGAAUCAGGCCCACACCCAUUCCGUGACCUCAUCGAGCAGCUGCUCGCCACGAUUGCGCCCCCUACACUCGCUGAGUUACACGUAUCUAUCGCCUUCAACUAUCCGAUCGCCAGCACCAGAGACAUUUUUGUUCACCCCGCCCCAUCUCGUGCAGGGCUCCUGGCUACUGCUGUCGCACGCUGCCCCUUGCUCCGUGCGAUCUAUAUUGUCCACGAGGGUAGUUUCAACGAUCAGACGGACUUUGCCCUCUCGUGGGAGCGCUAUCCGAGUGGAGCGGAGGAGCGGCACAUGACAGACGACAUAGACGCUGCAAAGAAAAUCCGCAAAUGGAUGCUUCCCCACAGAAUCGAGGACAUGUGGGGCUUCUGA